AGGCAGAAGUCAGGACAGACAAAGGGCUGUUUGUCCCACAUCUCCCAUCAGCCCUCCCUCUUCUCAUCCCUGCUAGCUCUAGCUCUCUGUGUCCAUCUGAAAAGACACAGCUGCCAAGAAAGUGAAAGAGUGAAGCAGAAGAAAAAGCACUCCUGCUGUGGGAAGCUUUGCAAAAAUGAAAACGCUCUCAGCUCUGCUUCUGCUGAGCACUCUCCUGGGUGCCCACAUGGCCCCUUCCCGGCGUCCCUCCUGUUACAAAAGGGCUCUGAAGGACCACAGCUGCCACAGCGUCCCCGAGGGCACGGAGAACCUUCGACGAAUCGACGGAAGCCUGCAGGAUCACUUUUGGGAAGGGAAGGGUUGCGAGACUGUCUGUUACUGCAACUUCAAGGAACUGCUCUGCUGUCCAAAGGAGAUUUUCUUUGGACCAAAGGUUUCUUUCGUGAUCCCCUGCAACAGUGAGUGAUCAACAUCAAGUCUGCCGGUGAGGACAACAGACAUCAUUCUGCAAUUGCAUAACAAUACAUUCAAGGGGAAAAAUAAAACCAACAACAACCAAAAAUAAUAAUAAUAAAAAAACUUCCUCCCUAAGCACAUGACAGCACCUCUCUUUACACUGGAGAAAAAAAUCUUUUCUAUACCAUUUUGGAACGUGUAAGAAGUUCUCCUUUUGAAUUUGGUAGCUGUCAAUUAGCUCCAUAUAUCAUGCGAGAAACUGUACAAGUGCAUAAUAGUCUUAGUAUGCAGCUCCCAGCAAAAAGCCUACCUUCUUAAUAAGUACAACUUUCUCAACUAGUUUUUAUGAAGGAGUUUGAGAUUAAGCCUUCACAUGGUUAAGAAUGACUCUGGCAGGAAUCUGCUGCAUUGCAGCUUCCUAUUGCUUUAUUGCUGCUGUGCAGUUAAUGUUGGUUUAAGCUGACACUAUUCAGUACCUAGCACUUCCAUAUGUAGGUUCCCACCAUCUCCCUGGCCAUCUUGGAAAAAAAAUGAAAACAAAACUCACACCAUUCAUCUUUGAAAAAUUCCACUGGAAAAAAAAGUUAAAAUUCAUAUGUAGUAACAGGUAGAUGAUGAUUAUGUCUAAUAUUUCAGCUGCAUAUGAAAUCUUAAAUUAGGAUGAACAUUGAACUCUUAGAAUACUAGAACAGCAGUGAUAGUACAUAUAUAUUCAGAAAGACAUAGAAAGAAAGUCAGACUGACAUAGGGUCAGUUAAGGCAACAUAAAAAUACUCACUUAAGCAGCUUUUGGAUCCAGCCUCAUUUGAAAUACAGUACCUGGGAAUUAAAGUUAAAAACCCAGCUUUUUAUUUUUAGGAUAGCUCUGUAGGGAAACAGGUGGGUAAAUGAAGAGAGAGGUAGCUAGAAAUAUUGGAAGUAAUCCUCUUAAUUUAAGAGUUAUAGUGAUCUAGCCUGUAGACAUACAGUUACCUCUCAAUACCUGCUGGCACUGAUUACAGUAUCAGAGAAAAGUAGCCAAUAAUUUAUGGCCACUUAUAAGUUUAACAAUAGCCAUCUGAAGAAGCCAGGCCUAGAGGCAGUAAACUAUCUUACUGCCUUACAAAUGAUAAUUCUUUAGCUAUCAAGUGAGCCACAUGAAAAGCAUGUAGUACUGAGGUCACUAUUUUUACCCCCCUCAAAUCAGUAUAUUGUUCACCUAAUAAUUUUACAUUACACUGAAAACUGCUAGCAUCAGAGUACCAAACUUAUUUCACAUACCAUAGGAAACAUCAAUGUCUUUUUCUGUUAGUAAACAAGGAUUGGAUAGGGGUAGCAGUGGCUUGAUUGUACACGGCUAAUAAUAAAUGUUUCAAGUAAAUCUGCAUGUACCACUUGCCAAGUAAUUUUUAUGCUGCUGGGUGUUAAACAAACAGUUUGUUUCACUAGGCUUUUUAAGCCUGGUUUGUGUAAUUAUUCCUGAGUCACUUGGGCUUCCUACCAAAUAAUCAAUUAAGGAAAAAAUAAUCUGGCAACUCACAGUUGAAAUAUCCAAAGUCAGUGUUUUUCUAAGAAAACAUAUAGUUUCCACUCUUGUGUAAAGUCCUCCAUGAACUUCUAGUAGUAGUAAGUGCAAGUAGAUUCUGAUGGUAAUGCCGUCUAGUUCCUGUGUAAAUCAUGUUGCAUAUGCCUAUCAUCCAUAGCUUUCCAGAGCAGGAAAAACAAGAACUGAGGCAGAUACACAGCCAGGUUGUAAAGUCAGUAAGUGGUUUUCAGUUACUUCCCCUUCCACCACUACUGACUUGGAAAAAUCCACAAUCUGCUGGAAAAAAGUUUUGCCACUUUCCACAUGCAGAUGGAUAAGGUCACUUAGGCUAUUACUUUAAGACCAAUUCCCUGUACAAAACUGCUUUUUCUUCCUACUCCCCUUCCCUCCUGAAGGAUCUUCUACACGUCCUGCCAGACCUAAGUGCGAACGUUCAUCCCUGCCCUCCAUACUGUAAGAGAGAAAAAGCCUUUAUCCUUCAGGUGUCCAAUUUAGUGCCAGGUUCCCUGGAUGCUUCUCCAAAUAAUGUAUUCAAGAUUACAAAUUCAACUUGUGCAAAGAACAUUUAGUAAACAAUUUUGCAGACACUUCUGUGAAAAGGGUACUGAAACUUCUCCCAAGAAAUACCAACUUUAGCUACCACUAGCUAGAUAUCACUAACGGGUUUGAACUUAGGCCAUCACUGCAGAACUUCAGUGUGGAAAGAUCUAAGACACUGCGAGUGAAAUAAAUUAGGCCACUUAUAGCUCCUGGGAAGGCAGCCAGUUUGAGUUUAGGGUUUAUCAUCAUUCAGUUAAGCAACAGAGUGCCACAGGUCAAAAUAGCAGAAUGGAGCAUCUUGGUUGCAGUGAUGCCAAGAAAGUACUUUCCCCCAAAAAACUCCCAAGAUUAACAUCCAUCAGUUUAGACCAGAGAGAUACUCUCUCAUUUUUCCCUAAUUAAGAAAUAGCCUUUAAACUUCUGAUAAGGUUAAAAGUUGCAACAAAUGCUAACUGAACAAACUGAAGCCAUGUCCUCUUCUGCUUUAAGCUUCUCCUUCUGCCUUUUCUUCAACCCAUGCACACAGCUUAAUGCAGAAAGAAAUAUUUCAUGUACCACACAUUUAGAGUAGCACAACAACAAUGAAAUCCACAAAGUCAUACAUAAUCCUGUCUUCAACAUCACAGACUUUACUAAGAUCACCAAUUAAAUAUAUUUCUCAUGGUA
Messenger RNA from Oxyura jamaicensis (ruddy duck), 3187 nucleotides. RefSeq names its product stimulator of chondrogenesis 1 (gene SCRG1). Lineage: Eukaryota; Metazoa; Chordata; Aves; Anseriformes; Anatidae. Bases 176 to 466 code for a protein of 96 amino acids. The transcript has 3 exons. The record is from RefSeq and is a predicted model, not a curated record.